Messenger RNA from Aspergillus caelatus, 1727 nucleotides. RefSeq names its product lytic polysaccharide monooxygenase auxiliary activity family 9 protein. The coding region runs from base 372 to 1490 and encodes 372 amino acids. The transcript has 3 exons. The record is from RefSeq and is a predicted model, not a curated record. Lineage: Eukaryota; Fungi; Ascomycota; Eurotiomycetes; Eurotiales; Aspergillaceae.
AUUUGAUCUCCGCUGCUAAUCUCUCGGUAAGCGCCGAGCAAUCUAAUUGAUCGACUGGACUCAUGGAUGGCCUGCUUUAAUCCUAUUAAGGGUUCAAUUGGGCUUUUCGGUUAGUGGAUAGGGUCCGCCAGUGUGUUGGUCGUCUUUGUGCAGAGUGGAAUCUCUUUAUAUAACCUCACCGUCAUCUCUUUCAGUGCCUGGCACUUCUUGUUUUCCAUUUCUUCAAGUCAUUCCUUUCUUUGUAGUCACUCUUUUUCUAGCAUACCUGCUUGAGGCAGGUUCUCACUUAUUCAUUCCUUACGUUUCAAACGUCAUUCAACUGUCAAUCUGUGAUUGAAUCCUUACAUUCCUUUUCGUCUAUCCAGAUAAAGAUGUUCCGAUCAGCCCUGUUUUUCCUCCUCGCUCCCUUGGCGCUCAGCCACACAACCUUCACCACACUCUACGUGGACGAAGUUAACCAAGGCGAUGGCACCUGUGUCCGCAUGAACCGCGAUGCCAACACCGUCACAUACCCCAUCGAGCCCUUGUCCAGCAAGGAUAUUGCCUGCGGCAAGGAUGGUGAAAAAGCCGUCUCCCGGGUGUGCCCCGCGAAAGCCAACUCCCUCCUGACCUUCGAAUUCCGCGCAUGGGCCGACGGCGCCCAGCCGGGUUCCAUCGACAUCAGUCACAAGGGUCCCUGCGCCGUGUACAUGAAGAAGGUCGACGAUGCGACAGCCGAUAACAAUGCUGCAGGUGAUGGAUGGUUCAAGAUCUGGCACACGGGCUACGAUGAGAGCACCGAGAAGUGGUGCACGGAGAAGCUGAUCGACAAUAACGGAUUCCUGUCUGUGCGGGUCCCCUCGGAUAUCGAGCAAGGUUACUACUUAGUGAGAACGGAGUUGUUGGCGCUGCAUGCUGCCUCUGAUGCUCCGCCCGAUCCCCAGUUCUAUGUCAACUGUGCCCAGAUCUUUGUGCAGGGUGGUGGGAGUGCGAAGCCCGAGACUGUCAGCAUUGGCGAGGGGUAUUACUCGUUGGAUAGCCCUGGUGUAAAGUACAAUAUCUAUGAGAAACCCCUGCAGCUGCCCUAUCCGAUCCCUGGGCCGGUUGUCUAUGAGAGUAAAGGUGUUGAGGAGCGGUCGGUCUGUCCGGCCCAGAAGAGGGCUGCUACUGCUCAGAACAAGGGUCUCAAGCCGGCCGGUUGUAUCCUGCAGCGUGAUAACUGGUGUGGGUUUGAGGUUCCUGACUAUAGUGAUGAGAACGGUUGCUGGGCUUCAUCAAAGAAGUGCUGGGAUCAAAGUGACGUCUGCUACAAGACCGCUCUUCCCACGGGCAUCUCUGCUUGCGACAUCUGGAUGACCAAGUGCAAUGGUAUCGAUGAGGCCUGCAACAGCGGCGAUUUUAACGGACCCCCGAACAAGGGCAAGGUGCUUACACCGGAACUGAAGAAGCUUGGGGGAUCGACCCAGGUCUUCAAGAGGGAUGUGAGGAAGUACAAGAAGUGGACCGCAUGAUCGAAGCAUGGGUUACGGAGUAGCAGGCGUAGUGAUUGACAUGAGGCCUUUUGACGCAUUGUUGCAAGACAGCACAGGAUAGAGCAUUUGUUUAGCUGGACUACGGAAUCACAUUGAUUAUCUUGUGCCACAACUCGUUUUUGAAGGCGAAGGGCUUAAGUUCUCCAUACCGAGAGUUUUGGGUAGCGGGCGCAAACUGCGUGUAGGCUACAUAGAGCGAGACGUCGCUGGAAUAUA